Messenger RNA from Dreissena polymorpha, 1912 nucleotides. Its product is annotated as DNA-(apurinic or apyrimidinic site) endonuclease 2-like. The transcript has 7 exons. Gene Ontology annotation, biological process: base-excision repair. The record is from RefSeq and is a predicted model, not a curated record. The coding region runs from base 85 to 1779 and encodes 564 amino acids. NCBI's taxonomy places the organism in Eukaryota, Metazoa, Mollusca, Bivalvia, Myida, Dreissenidae. Gene Ontology annotation, cellular component: nucleus. Gene Ontology annotation, molecular function: phosphoric diester hydrolase activity; zinc ion binding; double-stranded DNA 3'-5' DNA exonuclease activity.
AACAGUCGUCAAAGCACAACGAGACCAUAGGCGACAACGACGCCAUAAUUAGAUUCAACAACAACAACAAAUCUAAUAUUAAUAAUGAAGAUAGUUUCAUGGAAUAUAAAUGGGAUUCGAGCUUCAAAAACAAAUCUGAAAACACUUAUUGAAGAUAUCGGAAGCGAUGUUAUGUGUUUUCAAGAGACCAAAGUGACUAGGGAUAUGCUAGAUGAACCUACAGCAAUCUUGGAUGGAUACAAUUCCUACUUCAGCUUUUCAAGGAAAAGAAGUGGAUAUUCAGGUGUGGCCAAUUAUUGCAAAGACUCUGCAACCCCCGUCAAGGCAGAAGAAGGUCUCUCAGGAGGUCUGACCACCAACAAAAAUGGGUCUAUUGGUUGCUAUGGCAACCAGACAUCUUUUCUUGAGGAUGAACUGAAAGAUUUGGAUGCUGAAGGUCGCACAAUCAUUACUCAGCAUAGGGUCAGGUUUCCAAGUGGAGAGGAGAAAGACCUGGCCAUCAUUAACGUGUACUGUCCGCGGUUUGACCCAGACCGGGAGGACAGGCAUCAGUACAAACUGCGAUUCUUUGCACUGCUUCAGACCAGGGCCGAGGCUAUACUAGCAAGUGGCAGUCAUGUGAUCAUACUAGGGGAUAUCAACACCACGCAUCGACAGCUCGACAGAUGUGAUGAAGAAGACAAUGAGUCACACAAGCGUCCGAGUCGACUAUGGUUAAAUCAGAUGCUGUAUGAUAAAGGUCGUGACCCUAAAUUAGAGACUGACCUUGACCCUCAAGAGUUCAUUGCUAUUACUCCACACAUUGUUGGGGGCAAAUUCAUGGACAGUUUCCGGCAUUUCUACCCUGAAAAGGAGGGUUGUUUCUCCAAUUGGUGCACACUGACCAACGCACGCUCUACCAACUAUGGCCGCAGGUUGGACUAUAUCCUCACAGACGUGGAAUUGUCAGAGCAGUGUCUGAAAUCUGCCAGCAUUCUGGCUCACAUAGAGGGGUCAGAUCACUGCCCUGUCACUGUGGAGCUGACCUGUGAAUUCAUACCCGCAAAAACCUGCCCACCUCUGUGUACAAAGUUCAUGCCGGAAUUUAGCGGUAAACAACAGAAAUUAUCUACUUUUUUUACGAAAUUGAUUAAACAUGACACAAUAACAAUAAAUAAUGAGAGUGUUCAAGAUGCUUUCAAAGGAACUGAUGUUAGUAAAGGUGUGAAAAGGUCGCCACAGAAGAUUCAGUCACAGCCAUUGAAGAAACAAAAGACACUUGAAGUAAAGAAAGGCAGCCAGGGAAAACAAGGUGACCUCAUGUCAUUUUUUAAAGGACCAGGUUCCAAGUCAGACACAACUGUAAACUCUUCUCAAGUAAAUGAUACGAAAAACAUUGUUACAGAUCCCAAAUCAAAUUCAUUCUCAUUGAGUGUGACAGUUGAAGAGGCUAGAAUUAAAACAAAAACAGAUCUCUUGUCAACUAGUAAAUACUUUACUGGUGAUCCAAAUAGUGCUGAGAUUGUGUCCAACAAUGAACUUGAAAAUGAAGAGCUGGUGACAAAUAUUGUAAAUGACAAUAAAAGCUCGACAACCAAUGCUUGGAAAAACAUUCUAGGUGGACUAGGCCCAGCCCCAUUGUGCAAGGGCCACAAAGAACCAUGUGUGUUGAGAAUGGUGAAAAAGCCAGGGCCUAAUAAAGGAAAGCAAUUUUACGCAUGUGCUAGGGGCGAGGGACUGAAAACUAAUCCAGAAGCAAGGUGCGAGACAUUCCAGUGGGUUGUGAAAAAGAAACUCUGAAUAAGUGGAUAUCAUUGCAUGAUAAUAAAAACUAUAUCCUGGGAUCAUAAACUUUGCAUGCAUUUCUUGUAACUAUGCUGCUAAUGUUUUUUGCGUUUAUUGAUAUUUAAGUAAAAUAAAACCUUUGCAUAUA